AUGUCAGUCUAUAGGAUCAGUGAACCAGAGGGGAAGAUUUUGGUGGCGUCUAUUUCAGAAGCAGAUUCAAACCUUCAAGAUUACAAUAAAAGGGGAAUUAAAAGAAAUAUAUCUAAAAGUUUUGCGGAAAUUGUCCUAUUUUUAUCAAAACAUUCAGACUGCAAUGGGGGUAUUUUCCUAUGUGAAAUACAUUAUGUGAACAAAACCGGAUCCAUUGACAGUAUUGGGAAAGAGACCGACAGCUUACAGAAAAAAUCACGUGAAUCUUAUAUAAUAAUGAACUUGAAAGCUAAAACAUCUGACUAUGUUAAAUCUGUUGACACAUUGGCCGAUUUUCUCAAAUCGUUUGAAGACCCAGACAGACUAAAAGGUGCAGACAUGACAAUGUCAUUACAGAUGUUACAUUCUGGUGGCGAUAAGUCAACUACAGAGAAGAGAUUUAGUCUUGAAGAUACAGUUUUCAAGAACGAUUUUUAUCUGAUUCCGACAAAUAAAUUUGAAAACAUGAUGGAUAAAAAGAUACAAAAUUUAUCUAUUGAUGUAAACAAAACGCUACAAAUAUUGGAAAACAAACUAAAUACACAAACAAAGUUAAAUAUAAAUAGUUUGGCUGUUUUAAACGAAUCCAUCCAAACAAUGUUAGCCAACACACAGAACCAAACAGAGCAGCUCAGUGUCAGAUUAAAUGAGAUGGAAACAAAGAUGAAGAAAUAUAUCACAACAGAAAACGUUAAUACAACAUUAAAUUUGGUUGAUGGUCUCAAUAAAACUCUACAAGAAUUUACAGAUGAAUACAAGGAUAGUAUCCAGAAUAUAUUAUACACGACACAGUGUGUAAGGAACGAUAACUCAAGUCUACCGGAACGUCUACAUGUCAAACUAAACGAAACAAAACAGGCCUUGUGUGAUACCAAAACAGACGGUGGAGGUUGGAUUGUAAUACAGAGACGGGUGGCAGGUGAUGUGAAUUUCACCAGAAAUUGGAACGACUACAAAAAUGGUUUUGGAUCAUUGGCUGGAGAUUACUGGCUGGGAAAUGACUGGAUCUCAAAACUUACAAAAACUGGCUACAGUGAACUAAGGUUUGACAUGAAAUAUAAAGGUAAAUCCUACUACGCCGUGUACAGUAAUGUGACGGUGGGAAAUGAAGCAGAUUUGUAUAGGAUAAAGUUUACAUUCAAGACAGGCAACGUUAUAGAUAGCUUUAGUAAUCACUAUGGAAUGGCGUUUUCCACAUUUGAUAAAGACAAUGACGGAUAUACUGAAGGCCAUUGCGCCCAGCUAUGGAGGAGCGGCUGGUGGUUUAACAUGUGCCAUAAGGUGAACACGAACGGCGCGUGGGCAAGUAAAGUCUCAGCUGAAGGAAUUAACUGGGAAGGUCUAACACAACAUACAGAUUCUCUGGAACAGGUUGAGAUGAAACUACGUCGACUUUAA
Messenger RNA from Physella acuta, 1437 nucleotides. RefSeq names its product fibroleukin-like. The record is from RefSeq and is a predicted model, not a curated record. NCBI's taxonomy places the organism in Eukaryota, Metazoa, Mollusca, Gastropoda, Physidae.